CGCUCUGCCGGAACUUCGCCGUGUGACACCCGGCGGAAGUAAACAAAGCAAGGCGCUAGCGGCGUUAGCUCCAUGGAAAUGUUCAGUUAGCCGGGAGACGGUGGUGUGGUCGGGUCGCAGGUGAAUCUUCCAGCUGUAACGAAGCAGCGAUGUCUUCGCUUCAGUGUCUGAGACGGUUCGUAAACGAGCGACUAACCGCCGCUGCCGAAGAAAUAUUCGGAGCCUUUGAAAAAACCAUCGUCGAGUACGAGGAAGAGGUCGCUCGUCAGCGCAGACUGCUGGAUAUCGUCUGGAAACCCGAAAUAAAGUUACACAGGACGGAGCUCCCACAGCAGCAUGAAUCUAAAGAGGAGGAGGUUCUCACUGAGCAGUUGCUCUGUGACCAGGAGAGGGACUCCAGUCCGGACAGAGAGGACCCAGAGCCACUACAGAUUAAAGAGGAACGGGAGGAAAUCUGCACCAGUCAGGAGGGAGGGCAGCUUGUACUGAAGCAGGAGACUGAUACCUUUAUGUUGACUCCUGAUAAUGAGGAAGGUGACCACAGAGAACCAGAACCAGACAUUGACCACCAGCUCCUCUCUCACAACUCUCCUGUAGCUGAGAGCCAAGAGCAGAAAGGAAGCGAACAUGUGGACUCAGGAUCAACUAGAAAUGCAGAGCCAAAGCCACAGAAGAGACGUCACAAAAACAGGAGUCACAGUAACAAUGUAUACAACUCUCCCAUGUCAAAGAUUGACUCUAAUACUCACAGAGGUGAAAAGUCUUUCAAAUGUGACACUUGUGGAAAAGCUUUUGAGUAUAAGUCUGGAUUGACUAGACACAGUAAAAUCCACACAGGUGAGAAACCAUAUUCUUGUGAAACAUGUGGGAAACCUUUCAGAUGUAGAAGUAACUUGUCAGCCCACAUGAGAAUCCACACGGGUGAGAAACCAUACAUCUGUAACACCUGUGAGAAAGGUUUCAGGUGCAGAAGUGAAUUGUUUGACCAUAUGAGAAGUCACACAGGUGAAAAACCCUAUUGUUGUAAAAUUUGUGGGAAAAGUCUCAGAACUAGAGCAGGUUUGUUGAUCCACAUGAGAACUCACACAGGUGAGAAACCAUACCCUGCAACACCUGUGGGAAAAGAUUUAGUGACCAUUCAGCAUUGAAAAAGCAUAUGAGAACUCACACAGGUGAGAAGCCAUAUUCUUGUGAAAGAUGUGG
Messenger RNA from Xiphias gladius (swordfish), 1203 nucleotides. Its product is annotated as zinc finger protein 502-like. Gene Ontology annotation, biological process: regulation of transcription by RNA polymerase II. The record is from RefSeq and is a predicted model, not a curated record. Bases 150 to 1148 code for a protein of 332 amino acids. Lineage: Eukaryota; Metazoa; Chordata; Actinopteri; Istiophoriformes; Xiphiidae. The transcript is spliced from 3 exons. Gene Ontology annotation, molecular function: DNA-binding transcription factor activity; RNA polymerase II cis-regulatory region sequence-specific DNA binding.